CUGAUCCAGUGCUCAGCUGCGGAUGGAUGACAGUAUGAGAUGAGUUAGUUAGACUGGAUCCGCUGACUCCAGCUCUCAGUCAGUCAGUGUGUUCAAUGGGUUAAUUUAUGUUCUGUGAGGAAUCUAUCUUCUUCUUUCUCUGGAACCUGCCGUUUCUUGUUUUGUGACUGUAAAUGCCCAGCGACAGCUCUUGGACAACAAUAUCCAGAUGGACUGCUGAUUUGAGAGCGGUGUUUAUUGAUUCUUUUUAUGAGGCUCGUGUGUGUAUGGCAGUCGAAAAUCUAUGAGCAGCUUUUUUGCGAUGUGAAUCAAUUGAGCUCGGGAACUAUGAGCAGGAAUUCGCUUAGAUCAUGGAAGUACUGAAAAAUCCGGGGGCUCAUUAGAGCUGAUUGGAGUUGGAGGAAAAGUCCAACGGGUUUUAUUGCUUUUGGCUGGAAGUCGGACGUGUUGUUUUUUUCGGAUAACAAUCAGGAAAAAGGUCCACUGUCCACUGUCUUUCGCACCCGAUGGCUAAAAAUAAUUAUGUAGCCUAAAAUCGCGAAUGAGAUCUGGAGAAUUUCCUCAUAAUUCAGCGAGAAUCUAUGAUCCAGAUUUUAGCAGCGGGAUAAUCUGGAUCCUGUAGCGACAUCGGCUCGGAACAUCAACCCUUCAAGAUCUAAGGGAUCACUUUCAAAAUCGCGCAUCAUCACCACUAAAGGGAGAAGAUGCCGUUCCACCAUGUGACGGCAGGAUUGCUGUACAAGGGCAACUUCUUGAGUCGCUCACUGUCAGAACACAGCAAUAGCGAACAGCUCGCCAGCAUCUCUGUGGAGGAACUAGAUGAGAUCCGGGAGGCGUUCAGGGUCCUGGAUCGGGAUGGCAACGGGUUCAUCUCCAAGCAGGAGCUUGGCAUGGCCAUGCGCUCACUGGGGUACAUGCCCAGUGAAGUGGAGCUGGCAAUCAUCAUGCAGAGAUUGGACAUGGAUGGUGAUGGACAGGUGGACUUUGAUGAGUUCAUGACGAUACUCGGACCUAAGCUCCUGUCUUCAGAAACACGGGAAGGCUUCCUUGGAAACACAAUAGACAGCAUAUUCUGGCAGUUUGACAUGCAGCGGAUAACACUGGAGGAGCUGAAACACAUCCUUUUUCAUGCCUUCCGGGACCACCUGACGAUGAAGGACAUCGAGAACAUCAUCAUCAAUGAGGAGGAGAGCUUGAACGAGAACUCGGGGAAUUGUCAAACAGAGUUUGAGGGAGUUCAUCCUAAAAAGAAGAAUCGACAGACGUGCGUGCGCAAGAGCCUGAUAUGCGCUUUCGCCAUGGCCUUCAUCAUCAGCGUCAUGCUCAUCGCGGCCAAUCAGAUGCUGCGCAACGGCAUGGAGUAGCGACACCACUGUGAGCGGGGCCGAGCCUGCAUGUGCAUGUCUGUCGAUGGAGAUGUUGAAACUAACAAAUAAACACUCGAGAGACAAAACCAAACACCUCACUACUGAAAAGAGGAGCUUUUUGUUCUUUUCUCUUUUUUUAUAUGUAUUCUCCUGUUACUUUUCCACGCGGACUAAGUGACGCAGGAAGUGUGCGGCGAGCCAAGCCAGCAUGUUACACGGGGCCUCAUCUCUCAGGCAAGGACUUUAAAGGGCUGACUUUCUGCUUGUUUCGUGCCACCUCUGUUCCCUAAUGCAAUAACACGCAGGAGUUCAUAAGCACCUCUCCUGCAACGCCGUCUCCUCCGUGUCUCCAGAUAUUUCAGCCGGGAUUCUGCUGGAUUCGGGUCUGAUGUCGAUGUUGGAAGGCAAAAGUAAUUGGCAACUCAUUACACCUUUGUGGAGGGAGGGUUACAGCAUCCACUCUGGAGACUAUUUAUGUCUGCUCUUGCCAGAGUUCUUCUCUGGUUUGGGGGAUGGUGGGAGGCUGAGGAAGGAGAGUUCGUUGAAGACCAUAAUUAAAUUCAUAGUCGUCAGCUUCAAAAAUUCAUGAGCCUGACUCAUAGUUUUGAUCAUUUCGAAUCGGUUCUGCUAUUUGAUUGUGCAAUCUUACCAUGUCUAAUGCUUUUUCUGAAGUGGUUUGUAAUGAACACGCCCACGUGAAAUAUUGAAACGCCACAGAAAGUUGCACAGAUUUCCACAGAAUUGGAAAUACCGUCAUUUAGUACUCAUUCCAUCCCCACUAUGUUUGUUCAGUACAUACUGGUGGAGCAUGGCUCUAGAAACAGGUUCGAUUCCCAGGGAAUGCACAUAAUUAUAUAUAUAAAAAAAAAAAUAGAGACAGACCGAUAAAGGAUUUUGAA
Molecule: messenger RNA, 2266 nt
Organism: Pimephales promelas (fathead minnow)
Lineage: Eukaryota; Metazoa; Chordata; Actinopteri; Cypriniformes; Leuciscidae
Gene: caln1
Product: calneuron 1
Cellular component (GO): trans-Golgi network membrane
Molecular function (GO): calcium ion binding
Source: RefSeq, a predicted model, not a curated record